Molecule: messenger RNA, 3050 nt
Organism: Triplophysa dalaica
Lineage: Eukaryota; Metazoa; Chordata; Actinopteri; Cypriniformes; Nemacheilidae
Gene: pnrc2
Product: proline-rich nuclear receptor coactivator 2
Exons: 3
Coding region: 419-871 (150 amino acids)
Biological process (GO): nuclear-transcribed mRNA catabolic process, nonsense-mediated decay
Cellular component (GO): nucleus; P-body
Source: RefSeq, a predicted model, not a curated record
AUCCAUUUUGUUGGUAGACGGAGACAAACUGGUGAAGGAGGUGAAUGCCGUUCCGUUGUAUCCUCGGAUUUCACAAAGGCAAAUAUUUCAGGAAAUAUUCUCUCAACUAAAAGCUACGGUUUACGGACUUAAUCUAGAGACGGCAAAGGGGCUUUUUCCAUCACAGCCUGAGGAAGUCGAUCUACGACUUCUAGAGCACCGUGCGCUGAGCUGAAUUCAUGUUCAUCUCGGUUUCACGAAAAAACAACGCUCAUUGGCACAUGAAAACCUCAGAUCCUGCUGGAAAUAGAUGUGCAGCGAGGAGUAUAUCAACUACUUUAAGGACCUGGAGCCCGGUUGGCGAAGAGAAAUUAAGAAGUAAAGAAACCUACGCACUCAACUUUUUUACAACAGCUAGGUGACAUCCAAUCAAAUCAGUAUGGGAGGUGGUGAGAGAUACAACAUUCCAGAUCGUCCAGCACCCAAGAAGAGCCAUCAGAUUGGCAGGGGGAAGCAGAGAAGUCGAGACCAGAAUGGAGUUGUGCAUUCUGCCGCCUCGGGAGCCUUAGGGGUGCCCCAUCACCGCAGGGUUGAGAGGGGCACCAACUAUUCUUGGUCUCCAGAGGCGUGGCAGGCCAUGUCUGUGGACAAGAAGAAUGCCUCUGUUCGUUUUCCCACACCGUAUGAUCAGAAUUGGGAGGGUACCCUGUCCCAGCUGAACAAACUGUUGUCAGCUCAGUGUGGUCAGAACUAUGCUGGGGCCAAGUUUAGUGAGCCCCCAUCACCAAGUGUGCUGCCCAAGCCACCGAGCCAUUGGGUGUCUCUUCCAAUGGGCGAUCACCGUGAAAUUAUGACCUUCCAGUUGAAGAGCCUUCUGAAGGUUCAGGCCUAAGAAGGUGUCCGACUGCUGCUCUUUUCAAGCCAAUCUAUGAAGAAAGCUCCGUUUUGGUCUCUUGCCCUCCCCUAGAAUGCUCCAAUGAUGUAAUACAUUUUACAGCUAUUUUUAGAUUUGUCUUAAUAAGGUGGUGAACUUUUGGCAGGCAGAUGUUUCUGCUAAUGCUACUCACCUUUUUAUUUUUGAAGAUAUCCUUUCGACUAGUUAUUACAUCAUUGAGGUCUUAAGGGGUGGUUGUGAGUUACUAUCGGAGUUUUACGCCAUGACAAAUGAUGAACUGGAUAUCCUCCUCGCAUGCUCAUUGCUCUGUUAUGCUCCUGUUUUGUUUUGUUCUUUUUUUGAUGGCUGUUUGUGACAGUCGGUGUGUUUUUCUUCUCAACCCGCCUAGAAUAGAUCUAAAAAAAAUACAUUUUCUACGUCUUCAGUUUUUGCUUGCUGAGGAUGAUUGCACACUCUCGAUUUGAGUUUUAUUCAUGUAGGGAGUGGCAGAAACCUCUUGGUGCUAAGCACAGCAGCAUUGGUAGCGUUCUAGUGCUUACUGCAUUCCCAGGUGUCUCUUUUGUUUUACUUUUUGGGAAGUAAAAGCCACCUGACUUCGUUCUGCAGGGAGACUUUAUCAAAUAGACUAUGAAGGGGAACAAGCUUAAGUGAACAUAGGUCAUAUGACUUGCCUCAAGCCUAAUGAGGUGGCACAAUGGACCUUGUGCUUUCAACACCUGUACUUUUUUAUGGCGCUGUGCGCAUUGCACUAUAGGUGUUGAAACGCACUAUGGUUCAUCAACUAUGUUGCAGCAAUUGAACUUUUAUGCAUCCCUUGUUAUAGCUUAGAAAACUAAGUGGGAUUUUUAAUGUUUACCAAAGCUUUGUAAUACGCUACUUUAUGUUGGAAUCCCCUUGCUGACCAAAUUUGGUUACAAGUGCCAUAAAUAGUUUUGGUUAAGACAUUAGGCCUAUAUCAAAGGUUUUGAUUCUUUGACAAAUCACUUCUGGAUUUAAAAUUUUCUAUCAUUUUCUUUGCUGUAUUUAGAACGAUCGCAGAGCAAUUUUGCGGAGGAGGGUUGUGGCUGCAAGACCACAGGAUGGUUUUGUUUCAUGGCCUUGUUUGCUCUGCGAUGGGUUUUGAUAAUUGACAUUUAUGAAAUGUGUGUAUAAUGAUGCGGGGGACUUGAGGCGUAAAGCGUAAGUGCAGUGUGGACGUUUACAUACAGUGUUUAAAGGAGUUAGCCCGUCAGUAAUUUACACACACUCUCCCCUUUGUUAUUUUUGCACUGCUGUUUAUGUGUUCUAAAGUUUCAGACAAUGUUGGUCUUUCAACUGUGGAAAUGUGAUUUAAGCACCCCCUUCCCACUUACUUAUGAGUGUGGUUAACUACCUCUCUUGCAGAACGUGAUCUUAAUAGCUAUCUUAAAGAUGACAAAACAAAGUUGAUGAGUUUGGAUCUGUGUAAUGGAGCCAUGUAAAUAAUGAAAUGUAUAAAAUGUUGUAGCAUAUUGUACAUUUGUGCAGGGAUAUUUGAAACCUGCUGAUAAAGUAUUUUUAGUAAUAACACUGAAUGUAUAAGUCAUGCUAAGGACGUGGCUUGUUUUCAAAUGCUGAAGAAUAUUUUGUUAAGAAAAAAGAUAAAAAAAUGCCUAUAGUGCGUCAAUACCCCUCCACUGUGCGACUGAUGCCAGUGAUCUUGCACAUUUUUUGUAUUAUGCACUAGGUAGGGGCAAAGUGAGCUCUAUGUGCAAAAUAAAAAAAAUAUAAAUAAGAUCUGACCUUUUGAAAUUGAAAGGGACUUUUAUACUUAAAUUUUUUUUCACCUUAUGGAAAUGAAAAAAUGUUUUUAUUUCACUUUACUGAAGCAUUUAUUUUGUCCUUUAAGUUAAGUAGCAGCAUACAUUUGCACCAAAGCACUGGUCUUUCCUCCGCAGACUAAUGUUUUAUGCCAAUGAUGUUGCGGCAAUUGCAGAUUACAUUUUAACCUUUCAAAAGUAAAUUAUUUUAAUGUAAUGUGUAAAAGUCCUUUUCCUAAAUUGAAUGUACCCUGAUAAAUUGGCUUUGAAUUUGUCCCAACUGAACAUGUCACUGUAAUGAAAACUGAAAGCCCAUAUAGCAAGAAUUGGUUUAAAAUUAAUAAAAAAAAGUAAUUAGGAUGUCUAAAAUGAAAAAAUAAAACCCUUCCCUCCCCCAA